Rubroshorea leprosula is the source of this 3531-nucleotide messenger RNA. NCBI's taxonomy places the organism in Eukaryota, Viridiplantae, Streptophyta, Magnoliopsida, Malvales, Dipterocarpaceae. The record is from the annotation of a GenBank genome assembly.
CCAGCUUGUCUUUUAUCUUCCAUUCUCUCUAUGUUUUGAGUUUUUGACCCCAUAUGUUCCUGUCAAACAGAAUGGUAAGGGUCAAGGCCUGCCCUUAAAAACUGUCAAUCCUUCUGGGGCAAAAAGUGGCCACUAGUAAUGAGUGGUUUCUGUAGCUCUUGGCAUGACAGUUUUGUUGGAAUUCUACUCACUGGGGACUUUUUUAUUCACAAGGAUGCUUUACUUUGAGAGGUCUAUAAACCUGAUAACGUGAUAAUGAUAAUGGAUUGAGUCCAUAUAAGCUUUGUGAGCAAGUUCCUGGAUUCUGGGUUCCUUCUCUUUUCAUUUGGAAGGCAACAAUGGUUUGAAUUAUCAGUUAUGGGGAUAAGGAGGAAUGGAUUUUGGCGUGUCCUUGAAUUGGGUUGUUGCUAUAGAAAAUUGGAGUAGGAGGAUUUUGUUAUCAAUAAUUCCUUCAUGAUAGUCAGGUUAGGACUCUUGGUUGCUGCUUCAAUUGCAGCCUACACAGUUAGGCAGCUCAAUGUCAAACCCUCAAAGUCAUCGGCUCCUGUAGCCCGACCUUCAGAAAAUGGUGAACUGUACUCUGAACACCCAGAAGGGGAGAAUAAGGAGCGGCUUACACAUUCUCAUGAUAGCCUCAAAGAGAAGGUUGAAGGGAAGGAUGAAGAGGAGGAGGAACAGGUUAAAUUGAUUAGCAGCAUAUUUAAUCAUGCUGAUAGUAGCCAAACUAAUGAUGGUGAUGAAGAUAUUUUACCUGAGUUUGAAGACCUUCUCUCUGGGGAGAUUGAAUAUUACCAGGGGAUGCCAAACAAUGCAAGUGAAUUGGAAAAGUUACGCCAUUUAGUAAAGGAAUUGGAGGAAAGAGAAGUGAAACUUGAGGGUGAAUUGCUUGAGUACUAUGGCCUGAAGGAGCAAGAAUUAGACAUUGUUGAAUUACAAAGGCAGCUCAAGAUCAAGACUGUUGAAAUUAACAUGUUGAAUAUUACCAUCAACUCUUUGCAGACUGAGAGGAAGAAGCUUCAAGAAGAGAUUGCACAGGGAGCUUCUGUGAAGAAGGAGCUGGAGGUUGCAAGGAACAAAAUCAAGGAGCUACAACGGCAAAUUCAGCUGGAUUCUAAUCAGACCAAAGCACAGUUAUUGUUUCUGAAACAACAAGUUUCUGGUUUACAGGCAAAAGAGGAAGAAGCCAUCAAGAAAGAUGCUGAGGUUGAGAAGAAGCUGAAAGCUGUGAAAGAGUUAGAGGUGGAAGUUAUGGAACUUAGGAGGAAGAACAAAGAGCUUCAACAUGAAAAGAGGGAGUUAACUGUUAAACUGGAUGCUGCUCACAAGAAAAUAUCAGCUCUCUUCAACAUGACCGAGAGUGAAAUGGUCGCAAAGGCAAGAGAAGAGGUCAGUAAUUUAAGACAUACAAAUGAAGAUCUGUUAAAGCAAGUGGAAGGACUCCAGAUGAACAGAUUCAGUGAAGUUGAAGAGCUAGUUUACCUUCGUUGGGUCAAUGCAUGCUUAAGGUAUGAGCUCAGGAACUACCAGGCACCCCCAGGUAAAAUGUCUGCCCGUGACCUCAGUAAGAGUCUGAGCCCCAAGUCUCAAGAGAAGGCUAAACGGUUAAUGUUAGACUAUGCUGGAUCAGAACGUGGGCAAGGAGAAACAGAUAUUGAAAGCAACUUUUCUCACCCAUCGUCUCCUGGUAGUGAGGAUUUGGACAUUGCUUCUAUUGAUAGUUCCAAUAGUAGACCCAGCAGUCUCAGUAAGAAACCUAGCUUAAUCCAAAAGCUGAAGAAAUGGGGCAAAAGCAAAGAUGAUUUAAGUGUUUUUUCAUCACCAGCCAGAUCUCUUUCUGGAAGCUCUCCAAGCAAGAUGAGCAUGAGCAACCGACCAAGGGGUCCAUUAGAAGCUCUGAUGCUGAGGAAUGCAGGUGAUGGUGUUGCAAUCACAACAUUUGGUACAAUGCAGGAACCUACUGAAUCCCCUGAAGCUCCAACGCUUCCAAACAUUAGAACGCAAGUUUUGGGUGAGUCACUGGAUUCUGUUGCAGCAUCAUUCCAUGUGAUGUCUAAAUCGGUUGAAGGAGUUCUAGAUGAAAAGUAUCCAGCAUACAAGGACCGGCAUAAAUUGGCCUUAGAGAGGGAGAAGCAAAUUAAGCAAAAAGCUGACAAGGCAAGGGCAGAGAGAUUUGGUGACAGGUCAAAUUGGAACUCAAACUUUGACUCUAGAGCAAGGGCAGGUGCAGAAAGGCCUGUUACAUUACCACCAAAACUUGCUCAAGUGAGGGAGAGGACAGUUAUCUCUGGUGACUCAGAUGGACAAGCUAAUGAUGGUAAGGCUCCUGAUUCUCCAACUAUAAGCAAGAUGAAACUUGCAGACAUUGAAAAGAGGCCUCCUCGGGUGCCUAGACCACCUCCCAAACCAUCUAGUGGCAAUCCUUCUGUUACAAAUACCAGUACUUCAAGUGGGCUACCUCCUGCUCCACCUCCACCACCACCUGGUGGACCACCUCCUCCACCCCCUCCUCCAGGAAGCCUACCGAGAGCGGCAGGCAGUGGUGACAAAGUCCACAGAGCUCCUGAACUUGUUGAAUUUUAUCAGACUUUGAUGAAACGAGAGGCAAAGAAGGAUACAUCAUCUUUGCUUUCUUCAACAUCUAAUGUAUCAGAUGCAAGGAGCAACAUGAUCGGAGAGAUUGAGAACAGAUCUUCAUUCCUCUUAGCUGUAAAAGCUGAUGUGGAAACUCAAGGGGACUUUGUCCAGUCAUUGGCAACUGAAGUCCGAGCAGCUUCCUUUGCCAACAUAGAGGAUCUGGUGACCUUUGUAAAUUGGCUAGAUGAGGAACUCUCCUUCUUGGUUGAUGAACGGGCAGUUCUUAAACAUUUUGAUUGGCCUGAAGGAAAGGCUGAUGCAUUAAGAGAGGCAGCUUUUGAAUACCAGGACCUGGUGAAAUUGGAGAAGCAAGUCACUUCGUUUGUUGAUGAUCCCAAACUUCCAUGUGAAGCUGCCCUAAAGAAGAUGUACAAGUUGCUUGAAAAAGUGGAACAAAGUGUGUAUGCACUCUUACGUACAAGGGACAUGGCUAUUUCACGAUACAGAGAAUUUGGAAUUCCAGUUGAUUGGUUGUUAGAUUCAGGAGUAGUUGGCAAGAUCAAGCUUUCGGCUGUACAAUUGGCAAGGAAGUACAUGAAACGUGUAGCAUCAGAACUUGAUGCAUUGAGUGGCUCAGAUAAGGAACCAAACAGAGAGUUUUUGCUUCUGCAAGGUGUCCGUUUUGCCUUCCGCGUUCACCAGUUUGUGGGUGGCUUUGAUGCAGAGAGUAUGAAGGCUUUUGAAGAACUUCGAAGCCGUGUCCACACACAGAUGGGAAGAGAGAAUAAACAGGAAGCAUAAACCUUCUGCACACUUGAUCAAUAUCCUUCAUUUUUUUCUGAAAAAAAAUGGAGAAUAAUCAUUGAUGAACCAUAUGAGACCCUGUUGCGUGGCUUGUGUGGUUACUAUAUAGAUGUUCCACCCACACCAUUGGGUUCAAACCCCCUUAUACCCAUU